AUGGCUGACGAAGCUAAGAAGGCAAGUCCUGAAACCCCACCUGCUGCUGAGGAGGUCACCGUCUCCGACGUGCCGGCGCCGGUGAAGGCUGAAACCGCCGUUUUGGAGAAGGAUACGCUGCCUCAGGCGGAGCCGGUUCCGGAGCUGGCUGAUAAACCGGCGGUGGCGGAGGGAGAGGAGAAAGACGAAGCGUCCGAGGAGAAAAAGAUAGCCGGAUCUGUCUCCUUCAAGGAGGAAAGCAACAAGGUCGAUGACCUCAUUGACCCGGAAAAGAAGGCCCUCGACGAGUUCAAAAAGCUGGUUCGAGAGGCUCUCGACAAACACGAGUUUACCGCCCCGCCACCACCGCCGGAGACGCCGGCUUCCGCCAAGGAGAAGGAAGAGCCGAAUCCCGAAGACAAGAAGGAAGAAAAGCCAAAAGCCGAGGUAAAAACCGAAACUUGUGAAGCGCCUGAAGAAGUUCCGGCGAAGGAGGAAAAAGUUGAAGAGAAAGAAACCCCACCGCCGGCAGCAGAUCCACCGUCGUCAGAAACGACGGCGGCAGAGAAGGCCGAGGAAAAAGUGGAAGCGGCCGAGGAAAUUAAAGCAACUAUUGUUCAUGAAGUCACUGCCGCCCCUGCCACGCCGCCGCCGCCACCAUGCGAGGAGUCCUCGGCCGCUGCCGCCGCGCCGGUUGAGGAUGAGAAGCCCAAAGAGGUGGCGGAGGAGGAAGGAGCGGCAGACCCACCGCCGCCGGAGGAGGUCUCCAUCUGGGGCGUUCCCCUCCUCGCCGACGAGAGGAGUGACGCCAUCCUCCUCAAGUUCCUGAGGGCUAGGGAUUUCAAGGCGAAGGAAGCUUUCGCCAUGCUCAAGAGCGUGGUUUCUUGGAGGAAGGAGUUCAACAUUGACGAGCUGCUGAAAGACGAAGGUGUCGGGGCAGACAGUGGUCUCGAAAAAGUCGUGUACAUGAACGGAGUGGAUAAAGAGGGCCACCCGGUGUGUUACAAUGCCUUCGGCGAGUUUCAGGACAAGGAAUUGUACAGCAACACAUUUUCGGAUGCGGAGAAGAGGGCCAAGUUCUUGAGGUGGUACAUUGGGUUCUUGGAGAAGAAUAUUAGGAAUCUCGAUUUCGGACCUGGUGGCAUUUGUACUUUUGUUCAGGUCACUGAUCUGAAGAACUCCCCUGGAUUACUGUUGUUCAAGAAAGAACUCCGGCAAGCCACCAACCAGGCCCUCCAGUUGCUCCAGGACAACUACCCUGAAUUUGUUGCUAAACAGGUGUUCGUCAAUGUGCCAUGGUGGUAUGUGGCUUACAACAGGAUGAUAAGUCCAUUCUUGACACAGAGGACCAAGAGCAAAUUUGUAUUCGCGGGUCCAACCAAAACUGCCGAGACCCUCUUCAAAUAUAUAGCACCCGAGCAAGUGCCCGUCCAGUACGGUGGCCUUAACAAGGAGCAAGAAUUCACCACCUCUGACUCUGUAAUUGAGGAGAUUAUCAAGCCGGCCAGCAAACAUACAAUCGAAUUGCCUGUACCUGAGUCGGGCACACUGGUUUGGGAGGUGCGGGUAGUGGGUUGGGAUGUUAGCUAUGGAGCCGAGUUUGUGCCGAAUGCAGAGGGAGGAUACACUUGGAUCAUUCAGAAGCCAAGGAAAAUUGGGCCCUCGGACGAACAAGUUCUAACAUGCUCGUUCAAAAUCGGCGAAGCUGGCAAAGUCGUGCUCACGCUUAAUAACCAAACUUCGAAGAAGAAAAAACUUCUCUACAGGUCCAAGACCGAGCCUUCUGAAUGA
This is a messenger RNA of Striga hermonthica, 1770 nucleotides long. The record is from the annotation of a GenBank genome assembly. NCBI's taxonomy places the organism in Eukaryota, Viridiplantae, Streptophyta, Magnoliopsida, Lamiales, Orobanchaceae.